AUGCAAAAAUUUCCGGGAACGAGUGCUGUAGUGAUCGUCGGCGAUGAGAGUAUGUCGGAAAACGGCGAAGCGCAGGCGAUUACGUCGGGAAAGGGUGAAGAACUCUUGCGGAGGAAGGGAAUCGCCGGCGAAAUGGUGUCCUACAAGUGGCUGAGUCGGAAUUUCUUGGUGUCUUCAAAUGAUGCAAAGAGAUUGCUUCAUGAGUUUGUUGAGAAGCAUGGCAAUGGUCUAGAAGUAGUUUAUAGCUUGUCUGGAUGGUUGAAAAAUACCCCUUCAACCUACCAUAUAAGGAUUGUCUCAAGUCCUAAACUUGCAGAAGCCAAACAAGAGUUCAAAGAAAAUUGCUCAGUUCAGGUCUAUAGUGUGCAAGCUUGCAUCCCAAAGGAUCCAGCUGCCCUUUGGAAUUCUGAAUUUGUCCAAGCUGAAGAACUGUUUAAGCAGCCCCACUUAGCUGAUAAUUGUCUUUGGGAUAAUAGUAUAAACUUACAGAUUAUAUCUGCUUUCUUCCAUGCUCAUUGGCACUUUUGUGGAGUUUUGAAUUCCUCCAUCAAGUGGAAUGCUGAGAGAACAUCUAUCAGUGUUUCUGCCCCUCAAGUGAAAAAUGCAGGAGUCUUAGGGAUGAAUGAAAGUAAAGUUACAAGCCCAAGUGUGACUAUGCCACAACCUCAGGAGCAAAAGGGCCAGAAAUCAAGUCCUAAGGCUAAUACACAUUUUCUUGUUACAGUUAAUGACAUCAAGAAUGAAAGCUGUGAGAAAGGAGAACAGAACAGUAAACUUGCUAUAGAUAAUAAUGAGAAGUCCAUUCAAUCCCUGGCAAAUAAGAAAGUCAGCACGAAGAACACCUCCACUGGGAAUAGAGGGACAUUGGUUAAAAUGUGGGGUUCUGCAACUAUGAAGUCAAUACCUGACCAAUUUUUGGCAGAGGCUGACAAAUCGAUUCCAACUACAACAGCUAGUGCAGAAGCUCAAAUUCAUGCUCUUGAAGUGCUGGAAGAUGGAACCAGUGAUGAAGAUGAAGAUGAAGAUGUUAAGGUUAUGAGAAGAUCCAAUGGUGAAGGGAAUCGAAAAAGAAGGGUUGUCUUUUAUUUGUCUGAUGAAGAAGAGGAAUAUACAAAUGCAGUCAACCUAGCAUCACCUGAUCCUCCAAAAGUGAAAUCUUCUUUAGGAUUGAAAUCGAGUUCAAAUACUAUGGAAAAGGAUAAGAACAACUUAAAUUUUGAGGGAACUGAGAGUAAAACAAUGGUCAACAAAGGGAAUACAGCUGUGGAGAAAGGGGACAAAAUGACUGAUGUUGCUCCAAAAUCACCUAAAAGGAAAAAAGUUCUAAAGACGCACAUAAAUGACCAUGGAAGAGAAGUUUGA
This is a messenger RNA of Ipomoea triloba (trilobed morning glory), 1362 nucleotides long. RefSeq lists its product as uncharacterized. The coding region runs from base 1 to 1362 and encodes 453 amino acids. Lineage: Eukaryota; Viridiplantae; Streptophyta; Magnoliopsida; Solanales; Convolvulaceae. Gene Ontology annotation, molecular function: DNA-directed DNA polymerase activity. The record is from RefSeq and is a predicted model, not a curated record. Gene Ontology annotation, biological process: DNA synthesis involved in UV-damage excision repair; DNA strand elongation involved in DNA replication; DNA replication. Gene Ontology annotation, cellular component: nucleus; delta DNA polymerase complex. The transcript is spliced from 8 exons.